Xiphias gladius (swordfish) is the source of this 4803-nucleotide messenger RNA. It is a transcript of the gene adam12b, whose product is annotated as ADAM metallopeptidase domain 12b. Gene Ontology annotation, biological process: proteolysis. The coding region runs from base 72 to 2957 and encodes 961 amino acids. Gene Ontology annotation, molecular function: metalloendopeptidase activity. Lineage: Eukaryota; Metazoa; Chordata; Actinopteri; Istiophoriformes; Xiphiidae. The record is from RefSeq and is a predicted model, not a curated record. The transcript has 23 exons.
AGGAGCGUCUGGUCCUGCUGCAUUAAUAACGCAGUCUGACCGGAGCGCGUUUCACCCCACCGAGACCCACCAUGAGAGCCUGGAGGCGGCGGAGGAACUUUGCCUUUCUGAUCCUCGCUCUCCGCUUCUGGUGCCCGUCCACGGCGACGGAAAAUGCUGACAACACGGUUUACAACAUACAGGAAGGAAGCUGUCCAGACAAGGCUAAACAACGAGGGGAAGCAACCAAACCAGAACGCCAUGGGACCACCGUACCUCUGCUGCUGAAGGGCAAGGAGCACAGACCUCUCAGCCAGCUCACAGCCGGGGGCUAUCCUGCAUCUCUCCAGCUGCUGGUACGUGCAGAAGGUGAACAGCUGAUCCUGUUGCUGGAGAAAAAUGAGGGUCUUUUUGCAAGCCAUUACACUGAGACACAUUACCGGGAGGAUGGAAGUGCAGUCACCGGUGCUCACAACUUCACGAAUAACUGCUACUACCACGGGGAAGUGCAGGCGCAUCGAAACUCUGAUGUCACCCUCAGCGUCUGCUCAGGCCUUCGAGGCUUCAUCGCUCUUGAAAACAAGACAUUCAUCAUUGAGCCAGUGUCCGCCCAAACCACUGGUUCCCACUUAAUCUACCGAGUGGAAGAACUCAGACUGACCCCAGGAGCCUGCGGCCAUGGCUUCAACAUGUCCUCUGUUGCUCCUGAAAACCACAUCAAAAGCCCCUUCCAAUCCUUCCGAACAAGGCAUAAAAGGCAUGCUCAGAAGACAACCAAAUACGUCGAGCUGAUCAUUGUUGCAGACAACAGAGAGUUUCUGAAACAGGGGAAGGACGUGGACAAGGUGAAACAGAGACUGGCAGAGAUAGCCAAUUAUGUGGACAAGUUUUACAGAGCCCUGAACAUCCGGGUGGCCCUGGUGGGUCUGGAGGUGUGGAGCGACUCUGACAAAUGUCCCAUCACCCAAGAUCCUUUCACCACCCUGCACGAGUUCCUAGACUGGAGGAAAGUUAAACUGCUGCCCCAGAAACCUCACGACAAUGCUCAGCUCAUAAGCGGGGUUUACUUCCAGGGCACCACCAUUGGCAUGGCACCCAUUAUGAGCAUGUGCACCGCUGAGCAGUCUGGAGGCAUUGUCAUGGAUCACUCUGAGAACCCACUGGGUGCAGCCGUGACUUUGGCACACGAACUGGGACACAACUUUGGCAUGAACCACGACACCCCAGAGCGCGGCUGUGGCUGCAGGAUGACUGUUGAUCGUGGAGGCUGCAUCAUGACCCCCUCCACAGGGUAUCCAUUCCCAACAGUGUUCAGUACAUGCAGUAAGAAGGACCUUGCUGCCAGUCUAGAGAAAGGCGUGGGCAUGUGUUUGUAUAACAUGCCUGAGGUCAAGGUGCUCUACGGUGGACAGAAGUGCGGCAAUGGCUACGUGGAGGAAGGAGAAGAGUGUGACUGCGGGGAGCCAGAGGAAUGUAUGAACCCAUGCUGCAACGCAACCACAUGCACCCUCAAGGGAGAUGCCGUUUGCGCCCACGGACAGUGCUGUGAAGACUGCAGGCUCAAACCGGCUGGCACCCUGUGUCGAGAGUCCAGUAACUCGUGUGACCUGCCAGAGUUCUGUACUGGUGCCAACCCUCACUGCCCAGCUAACGUUUAUUUGCAUGAUGGGCACGCCUGCCACAACGUUGAAGGCUACUGCUACAACGGCAUCUGCCAGACUCAUGAGCAACAAUGCAUCACCCUGUGGGGACCAGGAGCCAAGCCUGCCCCUGGGAUCUGCUUUGAGCGAGUCAACUCUGCAGGGGAUCCUUACGGGAAUUGUGGGAAGGACUCCAAAGGCUCCUUUGCCAAAUGUGAUGCGAGGGAUGCAAAGUGCGGUAAAAUUCAGUGCCAGGGAGGAGCCAACCGGCCAGUGAUCGGAACAAAUGCAGUUUCCAUUGAAACCAACAUCCCACUACAAGAAGGGGGGCGUAUUCUGUGUCGAGGAACACAUGUUUACCUGGGUGAUGACAUGCCUGACCCUGGACUGGUUCUGGCUGGUACAAAGUGUGGAGACGGCAUGGUGUGCCUGAAUCGACAGUGCCAAAACGUCAGUGUCUUUGGUGUGCAUGAGUGCUCUGGGAAGUGCAAUGGACGUGGGGUGUGCAACAACAAGAAGAACUGCCACUGUGAAGCACAUUGGGCACCUCCGUUCUGUGAGAAAGGCGGCUUCGGCGGGAGCAUUGACAGCGGGCCAAUGAGACUAGCAGCCGACAGUGUGGUCAUUACUGUGGCAAUCCUGGUUACCCUGGUCAGCCUUCUGCUAGCCACCGUCAUCAUCUUUCUGAAGAGGAAGACUCUGCUGCGACUCCUCUUCACCAAUAAGAAGAGCCCCUUGGAGAAACUCAGAUCUGUGGAGGCCAACAGGCCAACCAGUCCCAUCAGGACCCAGUCCAAGUACAGGCCCACACCUCAGCGUAAACCUCCAGCCAAACCCUCUGGAGCCAGCAUUUAUAAGCCAUCUCUCCUGAGCGCGGAGCCUCUUCUCCCUCCGCACAACUUCCACUCUCACAGCCUGCGCAGACUGCCCCUCUACCAGCCCCUGCACAUCAGCCAGCCCAUGCCGGUGUCUCUGAGUGUGGGCCAGCCCGCCCUGCCUUCUCUCCCAGCCCACCACAGGGUCCUGCCCGCCCACACGUCCCUCUCACCACCUCGAGUGCCACCUUUUCUCAGUCUGCCUCGCCAGCAGUCGUCAUACAGAGUAGACCAGGACUUUGAGAAGCCCAGUCCACCCCAGAAACCCCUACCUGCAGACCCGCUAGGGAGGAGCUCUCGGCUGGGUCACAGUGCCACAGCAGCAGGGGUCCACAUCCCUGGCACCGGACCCCUUCCCAUACCGAUCCCCACUGUGCCCAGGCCUCCACCCACCAUCCCUCUACCCAGCAGACCUGCGCCGGUGUUGCCCUACAGACCACCAAAGACUCACAAGGACUGCUGAACGCUUGACGUCACGGACGAGCAGAUCUCCUAUCAACAGACUUCCUUGAUUUGCACUAAUUACAGAGACUCUGUAAGACCUUUCAGACAGCUGGAAGUGUCGCAGAGAUUCUAGUGAAAGGGGGCUAACAUCCCACCUCGGUGCUACACCUCUAAAAGGUGCUUUGUUGUCCUCGCUCAGGUACCAAUGAACUAUUUAUCUAUUUAACUAUUUAAUUUCAGUAUCACCAGUUUGUGCACAGAGCAAUGUGAUGAAGAGAGAUUUUCCCCACGGACCAGUUUUGAAAAGAAAGAAACAUGGUGUCAUUUAAGAGAUUUCUUUUGCAUUCUUUGGUGAUUUUUAUACUUUUUUCUCUAAUGAAAUGCUGAAAUAUAUGAUGUUUUUUAUAACCAGGGAAGUUGCUUGAAUAAUAGAAGCGCAAAAAAGUUUGUUUUUGGAAUUAAAUGAGGAUAAAGGGAAAUGGAGCACAAACUCAGCAAGUUGUCAGCGUAGCUUAUGGCCCAUACAGCAGUGUUAUUCAGUUUUGCAUAUUUUUAUGAUGUAUUAAAUACCAAAUACAUCUUUUAUAUCGAUGCCACCAAGGUGCUGAAAAACAGAUGUGAAUCAAAUCUUAAAUACAAUGGAAAAAUAUAAUAGUUCCAACACUUUUCUAGAUGCAUCAUCUAAAAGCUGGAUUGAUAUAGUUGAACUCAUAUUAAAGCCUUGGACUACGUUUUUAUUGUGGGAUCAAUCCGACCAGCUCAUUUUACAGUCUCACAGUCAGUCUCCGUUAUUUCCUUAUAAGUUUGCUCUUGCAGUAAAGUACAAACAGGAAAAGCUGUUUUCACGCAUUUUGGACUGGUUCUGACACACUGCUCACGGCAUGUGCUGGACGCUCAACAUGUUUUCCCGAUGCUGGCAGACAUUGUACAGCCUCAAGAGAUUUGACAGACUGAUUGUGUUCCAGAGAAUUACACCAACACCAAAUGAUUCCACAUUAAUUCCGAUGUUUGUAUGUUUUAACAUUCAAGCUCACUUUGUUCUUGGGUGUGCGAGCUAAGUUGGAUGACUUGCACUGUGAGCUGUCCAAGAUCCUCCUCGACCACAUCCAACAAGAUGUUUUACCAUAUCUGUCUCGUCUUUUUGCCUUCAUAACAUUCCAUUUGGAUUGUGCAUGGCUUCGUUAUUCUUGAACUCUGAUUAUUUAUGCAUUCACAGCAUCGUUCAUUAGAUUCAGAGCUUGUCGUUGCACUUUGAGUUAGGCACUUUCCUUGAUGUUAUUUGUUGUUGACUUGCUGUUAUACAAGGAGGGAUUCAAACGUUAAAAACUUUACAGUGCAGUUCAUUUCCCUGUUGCAAUGUUCACUUUGGAUAAUGCAUUUUGUAUUUGCAGUGUAUCCACUUGCAGUGUUUGUCUUCUCACCACUGCAGAAUGAUUGAAGUCAUUAAAGCCCUGCAUACCUGCGUUGCUUUCAUGUACAUGAGUGUGCGAGUAAUGCCUUUUUCUAGUUUUGGAAGUGUUCGCGUUUGUCAACGGUCAGAGUAACUGCUCUCUGAAGGAAAAUAUUUGUUAGUGCUGUGUCAAUUAGUCGUUAAAUGUUUAUGCCAUUUGUAAAUCCUAUGUACUGUGUUAAUUUGCAUAACUGUAAAAUGUUUAAAAGCCAUUGUAAAGUGUAAAUAUUGUAUGUCAGUAAUAAUUUCUCUUCUUUUUAUGUUCUUUUUUUACAAGCACAGUAAAUAUAAUGACUGCUAUCAGGCCAUUGCCCAUUUACUCUAGGUGGUGAAAAUGUAGUUUUGAAAAUUUUAACCUAUAACAUGUAGGCCAGAGACAAAUGUUUCAGGAUAACAUUCAAAGUGAGAGAUUUGA